This is a messenger RNA of Lineus longissimus, 1209 nucleotides long. RefSeq names its product armadillo repeat-containing protein 1-like. The coding region runs from base 95 to 946 and encodes 283 amino acids. The record is from RefSeq and is a predicted model, not a curated record. The transcript is spliced from 7 exons. Lineage: Eukaryota; Metazoa; Nemertea; Pilidiophora; Heteronemertea; Lineidae.
AUUCUGCGCUGGAAAUUUAAAAGGAAAUUUAUCAGAAUUAUUCUUAUUUUUCUUUGUAUCUCUUUCGGAUUGGUGACAGUAUUAACCAACAGUAAUGGAGCAAUCAGCAGCUGUCACCAUGAUCACCGGCUUCAAGAGUAUGGCUGCUGAUCCAGUCAAGAGGCAGUUCCUGGCGAGUGAUUCCACUUGUGUUGGUGGCCUUGUGAUGGUGCUGUCUAACCAAGAUGUAAAUGUGGUCAAAAUGGCAUUGGAGACUCUAGACCUUCUCUCAGAGUGUGCUGAACAGCUGCCUUUCCUCUCCAGCUUCAUGGGUAUUCAUGAACAGUUACAAAGUGUCAUUGACAAGGAGGAUUACAACUGCGAAGUCCAAGACCUUGCCAAGAAGCUAAAAACCAUCUUUACAAGGCAUCUCACACCUCUCAAAGAAACUGCAUCAGGAAAUGACAUCCGUACCACACCAAUACAGACAUCUCGCAGACACAAUAAAAACUUCUUCUUCGCUGGUCAGAUUGGGAAGUCUAAGAAAAUCAUCCUCCAGAUUCAGGGAUUAACAGAUAAAGCCGACUUGGAAGUGUGUCGCAAUAACUUCUUACGAAUCAAGGGCUUGAUCAGCGUCACAUUUGAUCUGUCUAAGAAGAGGUCCAUCAUCAGAGCAAAAGCUGAAGUCACACCUGAGUCCCUUGUUCAUGCUGUUGGAAUGAGUGGAACCAUGUCUGCCGUCCAAGUUGUGCGUGACGAUGAGGGAAAAGAGAAAUUCAUAGUGUUUGGUGCAUGUGCUGCUGAAGUUGAAAAAGAAAACCAUGAUCUUCCGGAGUACCUCCCUGAUGAAGCUAGUCCAGUACGAGUGGAGACCAAACCGAUGACACGGUUAGGUGGCGCGCCACAGAAUGGCAAUGGAUGGUUAUCAAAGGCAGCUGGCUUCCUCACUAAUUCAUUCUACUGGUGAUAGAUGGGAGUAGUGUUGGUGGUAGGCUCAGUCAAGGACAAUCUGUACAGCUUGGUUUGGAAAGAACUUGUUUUGGAUGGUUUAUGCUGUGGAUGUAGCAGUGGAGACUAAGAGACUUAGUGAGGACUCCCCAGAUUGGUCACAAUGAUCGAAUGGUGGUGGUGUUUUGGUGGGAAUUUAAAUAUGAAAAGGGAUACAAUGAGAGGCUCAUUGGUUCAUUAGAUGGGGUUCAAGGCCCGUCUUGUGUGAGUGGCAAAUGUACA